AUGUAUUUCCUUGUCUACGUUGAUGACAUCAUCUUAACAGGGAACUCCUCAACCGCCAUCAACACGCUAAUUACCAAUCUCAAUUCCAGAUUUCCAAUGAAUGAUCUCGGCACAAUAUCUCAAUUCCUUGGCAUUCAAGUCAUCCACACAACCUAUGGUCUUCACCUCAAUCAAAGUCACUUCGCUCAAACUAUUCUUUCCCGCGCAGGUAUGACAAAUUGUAAACCCGUCUCAACACCUUCUCAUCUCAAAUCUACACCCAGUAAUUCCAAUUCAAAUGCAUUCGCUAACCCAACUCUUUAUCGUCAACUCGCAGGCUCACUCCAAUACUUAACAAUCACGAGGCCGGAUCUAUCGUUCGCCGUCAACCGCGUCUGCCAGCAUAUGAAAAAUCCCACAAUUGCUCACUUCGAAGCCCUCAAACACCUCCUACGGUUCUUACAAGGAACCAUACACACGGGCUUUCCCUUGUUCCGAGACACACCAACACUCCGCAGCUAUGUAGACUCUGACUGGGCCGGGGAUGAAACCGAACACAAAUCUACCAUAGGCUACUGCAACUUCCUCGGGUCAUCUCUCAUCUCAUGGGCUGUAAAGAAGCAAAACGCCGUAGCCAGAUCCUCCACUGAAGCCGAGUAUCAGGCCUUAGCAACGGCCGCGAUCGAAACAAUCUGGAUCCGCUGGCUACUGCAAGAACUGAACAUCCCUCAGCUCACCGUCACAAAACUUUUUUGUGAAACCACAUCCGCGAUCGCACUCGCCAACAACCCCGUACUCCAUGCUCGUACCAAACACAUUGAAGUCUAUUGCCAUUACAUCCGCAGCUGCAUCAGGGACAACCACCUUCAAGUUCACCACAUCUCCACUAAGGAUCAACUUGCGGAUCUCUUCACCAAAGCCCUUCCAGCUCCAAGAUUUCAUCUGCUAUCGGACAAGCUUGUGUCUUCUUCCGAAGCCACAGCUUGA
Messenger RNA from Dendrobium catenatum, 966 nucleotides. RefSeq lists its product as uncharacterized. NCBI's taxonomy places the organism in Eukaryota, Viridiplantae, Streptophyta, Magnoliopsida, Asparagales, Orchidaceae. The transcript has a single exon. Bases 1 to 966 code for a protein of 321 amino acids. The record is from RefSeq and is a predicted model, not a curated record.